This is a messenger RNA of Peronospora matthiolae, 384 nucleotides long. The record is from the annotation of a GenBank genome assembly. Lineage: Eukaryota; Oomycota; Peronosporomycetes; Peronosporales; Peronosporaceae.
AUGGCUGCCCUGCCUGCAGAAGGAUGGCUUCGGGGUGAGAUUUUACUGCAGCGACCCAGUCGCUUGAGUAGGAAUGGACUACCGAGGGCUUUGACGUCAACAGCGACGGUAAGCACGGGUCAGGGCUGGACGGUGAUUUAUGGUCACUUUGGCAUUACUGUUGGGUUGUGCGGUACCGAGGUGGCCACCGGACCAGUGUUUCUUCAUGGUGCGGUCCAAACAGGUGAUCCUCUACGGAGUGGGUCACUACUGGAAGAGCUUUUGGUCACAAGCUUACAUGUGGUGACAGUAGCUGUGGGUGCCAACAAUCAGCUGCCACGCUGUAGUGCCACAUUGAGCAGCACUCAAGGCGACAACGGUCGGCUGGGAACGCUCACGUCCUGA